This is a messenger RNA of Portunus trituberculatus (swimming crab), 3473 nucleotides long. RefSeq names its product 85/88 kDa calcium-independent phospholipase A2-like. The transcript has 16 exons. Gene Ontology annotation, molecular function: protein binding. Gene Ontology annotation, biological process: positive regulation of ceramide biosynthetic process; lipid metabolic process. The coding region runs from base 141 to 2564 and encodes 807 amino acids. Gene Ontology annotation, cellular component: mitochondrion. NCBI's taxonomy places the organism in Eukaryota, Metazoa, Arthropoda, Malacostraca, Decapoda, Portunidae. The record is from RefSeq and is a predicted model, not a curated record.
ACAGAUGAGUAAAACAUUUGUAAGUACUGAUGAACAACUGGAAGUAAACGCUCUCCUUACCGCCUGGUGCCUGGGCCUUGCAGGUGGCGCCUCCCUCACCUCUUUGUAAACAAACCAAAGCACGCCUAGGCUUGACAACUAUGGCCUUCUUUGGAAAACUGUUCAGGACCAUUAUAGGGAGAGAAGAACAAUCUGGGAACACUGUGUGUGAGGUUGGAAUAUCAAAGUUUGCCAGAGUACAUGUUGUGAGCCGGGAGGACUGUCUGGUUCUCUAUGGGCCUACAGACACCAAUCAGUAUGAGCUGCUUCUUCAGCAGCCAGUUCAGAAUUCACUUUCAAAAGCUUAUAGCCUAUUCCGAAUAGCAGACCAAGAUGAUGCACAGAUCCGUUUCAUGACUUUGAGGGAGGUGCUUCCACUGAUGGUGCGACAUAUACCGCAUGAAAUCAUUAAUCAGCAAGGACUGCAGACAGUGUGCGACCUAGUGAGGGAUCAUCAGACCUGGACAGUAGCUCACAUUGCAGCAUACCUUGGUUAUGCUACAUUGUUCUUUCAGGCUGAUGUGGUCAGGCAAGUUGACUUAGCUGACAUUGAGAUGAAGGAGACUCCACUACACCUUGCAGUAAAGAAAGGGCACCUUGAGGUCAUCCGUGUCUUGAUGGAGAAGAAUGUCACCAUUGACAGUGUGGAUGUGAAGGGAAAUUCAGUGUUUCAUGUAGCAGCAACCUCCAAUGAAGCAAUAAUCAAGCUUGUCACAAGGAAGUCAUCUCGGCUACUGAACACUCCCAAUGGAGCGGGUAAGACCCCUCUCCAUUUGGCCUGUGAGGGAGACAAACCUGAGUGUGUGAAGGCUCUGCUUUGUGCUGGUGCUGAUGUCAAUGUUGCUGCUACCCAUGACUCCACACUUCCCAUUCAUAGUGCCAUGGCAGCUAACAGCACUCUCUGUGCAAAAGAAAUCAUCAAUAUGUAUCCCAAUCAACUUAAUGUAACGGAUAUGAAGCAUGGUGGAACUCCACUGCACUGGGCCACUUCCAAAGAAAUUAUCAAUGCAAUGGUUGAGCUUGGCUGUAUUGUCAAUGCCCGUAAUUUUCAUGGCCACACUGCCCUCCAUAAGAUGGUUGAAAAAAACAAAUUACCAUGUGUCGUAGCACUGCUGAGUUGGGGUGCUGAAGUCAAUAUUCUAGAUGAUAAUGGGAACACACCACUCCAUCUUGCCACCUCUCCUGCUGUGUUGCAGGCUCUCCUUGUCUUUGGUGCAAACACGUCCCUUAUCAAUAAGGAAGGAUCAACAGCACGACACAUUAUUACAACUAGCAAUUAUAAGGAGAAGCACCUAAUGUUGUACCUGAUGCAUGCAGUGGGUGCCCCUCGCUGCCAGAUGAGACUUGCCAAUUGCACAGAUGGCUGUUCUCCUACCGGCUCUUUUGAUGGAGUACCAACAGAGUGUUCUGCUGUCUCACGUGCUAGGAUGACCUAUGAUAAUUUCUUAGAUUCUUCUCUUCUGGAGCGAGCUAUCUCAAGUGUGCAGUCACCUGUAGGGUUUGAAAAAGUGGGUGUCACACAGAAGAAAGGUCGAGUCUUGUGUUUAGAUGGAGGUGGUAUUAAGGGCCUGAUCCUCAUUCAGCUCCUCACUGCUCUGCAAGAGGCAGCAGGGAGGCCUAUCUUACACCUUUUUGACUGGAUUGCUGGCACUAGCACAGGGGGGAUCCUUGCCUUGGCAUUAGCAAUGGGUAAGGAUGUUCGCUAUAUGCAAGGUUUGUACUUCAGGCUAAAGGAUUCAGUGUUUUUGGGGAGACGACCAUAUGAUGAAAAGCCAUUGGAAGAUAUCUUGAAGAAGGAGUUUGGAGAGGAAACUGUAAUGUCUGACAUCAAACAAAUCAGAGUAGUUGUGACUGGUGUGCUGGCUGACAGAUCACCAGCAGACCUGCACCUUUUUCGAAAUUAUCUUAGUGGAGAAGAGAUGCUUGGAAACCAGUCAGGUGGCUCUUUUGCUUCCACCAAGACCCCACAGGAGCAGUUGGUGUGGAGAGCUGCCAGGGCCUCAGGAGCAGCCCCAUCCUACUUCAGAGCUUUUGGACGGUUUAUUGAUGGAGGACUCAUUUCCAACAACCCAACAUUGGAUAUGCUAACUGAAAUCUUUGAGUAUAAUACCACCUUGCUGGCCCUUGGCAGAGAAAGUGAGGCAGUACAGCCAACCACAGUUAUUUCACUCGGAACAGGCCGCCCACCAGUGACACGGGUUGAUGCUAUUGACUGCUUCAAGCCAGAGAGUAUGUGGAGCACAGUCCAGAUGGCCUUUGGACUUUCUAAUAUUGCCAAGAUGCUCAUUGAUCAGGCAACAAUGGCUGACAAUCGCACAGUAGACAGAGCACGUGCCUGGUGUGCAACCUGCGGCAUAGUGUAUCAGCGACUGUCUCCACAGCUUUCCCUUGAUGUGCAGCUAGAUGAGAAACAAGAUGAGAUCUUAAUCAAUGCAUUAUGGGAAACUAUGGUAUAUAUCCGUAGUAUGAAGGACCAAAUCAAUCGCUUGGCAAAUCUCCUAACUCUUGGCUGCCCUCAGAGUUAGUAAUAAAGGUGUUUCAGAAGUUGUAGUUUGCAGUAUCAGCUUCAUAUGGGCUAUUGUUCCCUAACUCCAUGGUUGGAGGAUUGCAUGGUGUGCUGGGAGAAAUUUAGUAGUACCUGUAUUUGGAUAAGAUUUCCAUUACUUAUUUAUAUGACCAGAUACUUGUGAGAUUUCCUUAAACUAGUCAGUUUUUAAUUGAUUUUAAGAAUGUUUUACUUAACUCUUGCUCUUUAUGUACACUUGAUAAAAUGUGUUUUUUAUGGAAAUUGGGCCAGUAAAAUAUUAUAUUCAUGCCAAAGCACAGGCUUAAGUUAUAAUAAGUUAAGUAAUAUAGAGCUAUUGUUGUUCAUUGUAUGCAGUUUGUUGUUAUUCUGAAUAUUUUUAUAUAUAUAUAUAUAUAUAUAUGGAUGAGCAUUAUUUGUGGAUGUUUAUUUUUAAGGGUUAGUUUUUAACAGAGCAGUUAUUGUGAAAUGAGUUGACAUUGAACUACUCUUAGGAGUUACUUGUUUAUAUGCUUUUGAAUUUAUUCCAGUAAAGAUUUUGUAUUUUACCAGUCAGAUAUUAUGCAUAGUUAAAGAGAAAAAGUCAUGUCUCUUUUUCCUACUUUUGUUGCCAACCCGUUGCCUGCGGCCCUGCUUUUAAUUACAUGUUCCGCCAGUGCAGCUUGGUUUGAGCUAAUUGUUUUUACUGUGGAAAUAGAAUCCUUGUUGUCCAAAACCAAAGAAAAAUGGGUUGAGUACCUGUUGUAUUUGUAAAGUUUUGUGCUGUCGGCAAGCCAUGCCCAAGGUUAUGCACUUAUACAAAGCAUGGGCAGCCCUCAGGGAUGACUCUGUCAAAAUUUGAGUGUUCAGUAACGCAUUGGGAAUAUUGUAAGAAUAUUUUAAUUUGCCGACAUAAAUUGUGUCGCCCGCA